AUGGAGGCAUUGGUGACUUUAGAAGGACAUACGAGCGAGGUUAAAUGCGUUGCUUGGUCCCCUUCUGGUAAUCUUUUAGCCACCUGUGGUCGAGAUAAAAGUGUAUGGCUGUGGGAAUUUGAUGAUGAAGAAGACGUGCAGUGUGUUAGUGUGCUACAACCCCAUUCUCAAGAUGUAAAAUCAGUAGCGUGGCAUCCGCAUGGUGAGGUUUUAGUCUCUACAAGUUACGAUAACAAAAUAAAUGUUUACAGAGAAGAAAUUGAUGAUUGGACUGUUUUUGUACAGUUGACUGGACACAGUUCAACUGUAUGGAAAGCAGAGUUUUCACCGUCAGGAGAUAUUCUAGCGAGUUGUAGUGAUGAUCGAUGUGUCAAACUUUGGUCGUGGGAUGGUGUUUGUAGCAAAUCAUCCUCAUGGAUAUGUAUUGCUACAGUGACUGGAUACCAUACACGUACAAUUUUCGACUUAAACUGGUCACCUGAUGGACAACUUCUGGCUAGUUGUGGUGCUGAUAAUAGAUUAUGUAUAUAUAAAAUGCCACUGAAUGGUUUGACUUAUAAUGCUGGUAAACCAUGCUUAUCAGAACCACCUGUUCUUUGGGGUCAUGUUCCAAAUGCACAUUCAGAAGAUGUAAACUGUGUGCGCUGGCAACCUCAUUAUCAUACUGCUGAUAAUCACCAUAAGGAAGAAGAUGUAUUAGACUCUCAUCUAAUGCUUACAACAGCUUCUGAUGAUGGAUGUAUUAAGUUUUGGUCUAUUAAACACGAGAUGUAA
Trichobilharzia szidati is the source of this 774-nucleotide messenger RNA. NCBI's taxonomy places the organism in Eukaryota, Metazoa, Platyhelminthes, Trematoda, Strigeidida, Schistosomatidae. The record is from the annotation of a GenBank genome assembly.